CGGUGCCGCCGGCGGGACUGGGAGCCGGACGCACCAUGAGCAACCUCCCCGCCGACCGGGAGGGCGGCCCCGCCGACCCCGGGCUGCCCGAGGAAGAGGUGAGGACACUCUUUGUCAGCGGCUUGCCUCUGGACAUCAAGCCCCGGGAACUUUACCUGCUCUUCAGGCCCUUUAAGGGCUACGAAGGGUCUCUCAUCAAACUCACCUCCAAACAGCCUGUGGGCUUCGUCAGCUUCGACAGCCGCUCCGAGGCGGAGGCGGCGAAGAACGCUCUGAACGGCAUCCGCUUCGACCCCGAGAUCCCCCAGACGCUGCGCCUGGAGUUCGCCAAGGCCAACACCAAGAUGGCCAAGAGCAAGCUGGUGGGCACCCCGAACCCCAGCACACCUCUGCCCACUGCUGUACCUCAGUUCAUCGCCCGGGAGCCCUAUGCGCUGGCUGCCCCCCUCCGAGGCUGGUUCUCAGGGCUGGAAGUCCCGUCAGUUCUGCUGAAUGCCGGGUCUCAGGUGUGUGAUGGUGGCCUACAGUCAGUCUUGUGGGUAUUAAUGGAGUCUUCCAAGGCGGCUACUGGGUUGGUGUGCUCUCUGCAAAACCACAGUGUGCUGGCUUGAUAACUAAAAACCCUCACACAAGUUUGGAUUCCUCCAAGACUUUCCCACAGCCUCUAUCACACAUCUGCUCUCCUAGAAGAAAAAAAAACAACAAAAAAACAACCAACAACAAAAAACCCCAAAACCCCCAACCCCCAACAAUGAAAAGCAUACCUAGUAAUAAUAUUUUCCUCUUUUACACUGUAUAUUUGUAAGAAAGAGUGUGUUACUUCUGAAAGCAUGGUUUGACAGGCAGCACCCCCCCCCCCCCCCCCUUGCCCCAAGCCUCUUUGAAAAGACUGUUUCAAACUGAACCACAGGAAAGCAGACUACAAAACAGGACAAAAAACCAAACCAACAGAACAAAAUGAGAGCGAGAAGUAUUUUUGUACCAAACCUCCUAAGCAGGACAAUCUUCCACUGGGUCCGGACCAUGCGUUCUGUGCUUGACUUUGGAAUGAGUGUAAUUAAGAGUCUCUAUCCACACUCCCCUCCCCCCUCCUCAAUCCCUCCUCCUCCUCCCCAGCCCCAUCAACUGCAUGUUGAAGGCUUUGAUGUUCACCUGCGUGGAGAUGUGGAGAUGCACGGUUCUGGGUGUUGUAGGAACCUGUGCUCCCUCCAGCACGGGACUUCUGCUGCGGCGAGACGCCUGUGGACACUGAACCAGUAUUAGCCUCUUCUUCCCCAGUUGUACCGAACCACAACCAGGCAGGACAAUCAGACACUUUCUUACGGUGGGGUUUAUUUUGGAACCUUAGGGCUAUGUUUCAUAGCUUGCUGUGCAAAGCUUCGGCGUGGUACAACGGCUCGGAUCAGGGAUGGGCAGAGACAGCCCCCACAUGUAGCAAGGUGACAGUUUGCCACCGCAGCCUCCUCCUCUUCCUCUUUAUCUUCCUGCUGUGACUGCUUCAAGUUGUUCCAGGCAACGCAAACUGCUGUACGAGAUACAACCAACCAACAAACCCUUGGUUCACCAGCUUACUCGAGGUAGGACACAAGUCCUGAGCGAGCCAAGGGGCUUAGGCAUGUGCCUACCGUUAUGCCAAAGCACUGGGCUGACCUGGGGGCUUAGUGUUGAGAUGAUGCCAGUCUGGCAGCUCCCUCUGUAGUGUUUGCAUGUUUCCAUGUGCAAAGAUACGAAGGGAGGCUGCUGACAGCCUUGGGGUAGGAUCUGUAACCUCUGCGGAGACAGCUUAACCUCUCGACAGACUCCUCCUCGUUCUAGGAGGGAUUUGGAAAGAAAAAAAAACCAAAGCAAGACCUCCGACAGAUUGCAGUUCCUUGCAAAAGGAGGUGCAAAACUUUUCUCCUUUCCACUGCCUUUCCCCUCACCCCAUCGCUGCUGCAGGGCAAAACCCAGCUCAGCUGCUGCAGGGCAGACCCAGCUCAGCUGCUGCAGGGCAAAACCCAGCUCAGCUGCUGCAGGGCAGACCCAGCUCAGCUGCUGCCCAGGCUUCUCUGCAGAAGCAGCAGCAAACAGGGUGCCCAUGGCCUCGUUAAACGUCAUCGCCUUUUCCUUCCUCCUCUUCUUCUGUGGGUGGGCUGAGCUUUCAGCUGCCGAAGCCGGGCCAGAGGAAAGGGGGAGGGUGGGGGAAGGGGAGAGAUGGUGCAAUGAGAAACUGACCAGUUGGGGUCUUGUGUUCAAAGCGGGAUUGAUAAAAGGCAACGUGAGAAGCGAUCAAUUCCAAGCCAAAGCUCUGGAGCGGCUCGGAAAGGAAAGCGCUGAGCAGCGUUUCCAAGCGACAGGACUGACCCUUUUAGCAAACUAUUUCCUGUACUUUGUGGAGAGGAGAGAAGCUUCCACAUUGUCUACUCCUUGGCUUUUGGAAAUCUGUUUAAAGGUACUUUUCUAUUGUAAUUUUUUUAAAAGAAAAGAAUAAACCCAGUGAUUAUUGUAAGUUA
Messenger RNA from Pogoniulus pusillus (Red-fronted tinkerbird), 2492 nucleotides. It is a transcript of the gene RBPMS, whose product is annotated as RNA binding protein, mRNA processing factor. The coding region runs from base 36 to 611 and encodes 191 amino acids. NCBI's taxonomy places the organism in Eukaryota, Metazoa, Chordata, Aves, Piciformes, Lybiidae. Gene Ontology annotation, molecular function: mRNA binding. The record is from RefSeq and is a predicted model, not a curated record. The transcript has 8 exons.